UGACAGCGACUGUAAUAGUAAUGGUGUUCUUGACCUACAUUGAGGAAGAACAUAUUUGAGUUCACUGUUGAUUAUUUAACACUGGUGAAUUUUAUUUAUUUGUUUUACUGACACGUCAGUAUACUGAAUGUCUCAAGGACUGGCGUUCAGUACAAAGGUGAAUUAUAUUUCUAAUAUUUCUAAAGGUGGAUAUUCAUUGUGCUAGUGUUUACGCUUCAUUACGAUCAGCGAGUUGCUACUAGACACAACAUAACCUCAGCAGUUAGGGUACCGCAUUUUGAAAAAUAACAAAAUAUAUUUUGUAUUUUAACUGCUAGCAAAACGACCGAAACGAAAGAGAUGGAUUCGUCAGUCACAAAUUGCGAGGCUGAAUUCUGUGACAGUGUCCAUAGUCUGGAACUUCACGCUGAUCAAGACGAGUUUCACAGUACGGUUUCCAGAUUAUAUCUAAACUUGAAGGACAUUGAUAAUGGUCAAACGUCAUUAAACGAGUCAGACGUCUCUUUAAUAAAACCAGAAACAGAAAAAAACGUCGUGAUAAACCAGAAUGUUGAAAAUAAAGACAAACAAGACGGCCACCUGUGGAGAAACCUGAUCAUUAGUUUUGGUCUGCUGAAUCUCAUCUGGAUCUCGGCCAUAGUCGUUCUCCACGUGGAAAUCAUUCCACCGACCGGCGUCCGAACGCGUCACGUGUUCACGGAAGUUCACGACGACUUCUGCGUCCCGUGCGAUGCUGUGUAUCUUACAGAGGACGACGUCCACGACAACAUUCACCGCUUUAAGAAACGCGACGACGACUGCUGUGUUGGAAAGGAGUCUACGCUGACUGACAUCGUAACCAAGUUUGCAGAUAAACAGUAUUGUCAACAGAGAGCAAGAGGUUUUGACAGCGGCCGGCCGGAUGGGACACACACGGAGUUGAAUGAUCGAUCAGCUGAACUGAGACAAAUCGACGUGCAUCAGUGCGUAAGCUAAGAUGGAAGACGGCAUCGUCGUCCAUUGGACGGAACAUAACGUACCUCCAAGAUGGUGGCCUGCAGGUGAAUGUUGCUGGGUUGUAUCACAUCUACUCACGGCUGGUGUUUGUGGAUGACGGGAAGGACACAGCUGACAGAACGUUCUCUCAAUCCAUCUGGCUGCGCAGCCCGGGCAAGGAAGACGAGAAACUAUUGAAUACAAUGGACUCUGCUUGCGGCGAGUGUAAGAUGACGCCAUCAGCUAAUGGCGUCAUUCCAAGCUUCCAAAGCGGAACGUUUGUGCUGGAAGUAGGUGAUAUUGUCGGGGUGCGCAUGAGUGAUGUGGCACAUCUUCAGAACGAUAAUUAUUUUGGACUUUAUUAUGUGAUGUAGGGAAGAUACCAGUAACUGGGGGAGGGAGGCAAACUGGAGAGUCCCAUUAUAAAAUGUGAGGUCAUAUAUAUAAUAUCUGAAAACCCGAAACCGAAAUUUCCUUAAAACUAAACGUCUCUGACGCCAUAUAACGGUAAAUAAAAUGUGUUGAGUGCGUCGUUGAAUAAAACAUUUCUUUCCUUUCCUUUCUUUCAUAGUCCCUUUUUAAAUAUCAGUAGAGAACAAAACCUCUUUAAACCGAAUACCCCUUACAAUAGAGCUUUUUACUUGGUCGUGGAAUUACACAUACACACACAUAAGCGCGCGCGCGUACUCGCGCACAAAAACUUGUUAUGUGGGAUUGAACGGCAGUGAUGUGGGAUUGAACGCCAUUGUCAUUACUAAUAUAUGUAUCUGCGGCUGUGACUCAUCAAUCAGAGUUGGCGGUGAAAUUUUGAAACUUGCUUUAUUCUACCUGUCUUUGACAAGGGCAAAACCAAGCAAGGGAACCUGCCCCCCCCCCCCCCCUUUUAAAAAGAAAAAUUAAAGUACCUCUUUUCUGUACACUUUUCCACAAUUUUCAACAGUGCCGUUUUUAGGAAGUUGGCGUGUGUGUUCUUUUUGCACUAGGUCUCCUCUGAUAUAUUGUCUUGGUCCACCCUUGUUUAAGUCUAAUGCAUCAGAAAUAAUAACAUUUCGCCAAUUCUGCUCCAAGUGGUUUGAAACUGAAUUAAGUUUUGAAAAUUAACAAAAUUGCCGCGUCAACUUUGAAAAAUUAUAUGUCUACAUUUUUGUUAAUUUUUCCAACUGUGAUUAAAUCAUACUAAAAAUGUUUAAUUAAAUAACGGAGCCGUUCAUGCCAAGACGUUUCUUAAUUCUUGGUAAUAUUUUACAAUAUUUAUUUUUACACUAGAAUAGUUUGUGUAGACGCCAUUUUAGGUGUCCGCUUAUAUUUUUCAAAUUCUAGCUAGGCUAAAAUGGUGAUAACUUAAGUCUCAAUACACGGAUGUUAUCCACAGUAGAAAUACAUAUAAAAUCGCUAAACUUUAAAUUAUCAAAAUUGCCCAUAUAAUACAAUGGUUUCUUGUUGGCUCCAAAGACAUAUACCAAAUUGGAGAUAUUUUAUGUCUUCAUUAUCACUCCACAGUUAAGGACAUUUACGUCUCAGAUUUGUUUGCUAUUGUAUCGGUAAGUACAGUUGGUGUAGGAACCGAUUCACACCAGUCACCUGUUCUGCUGUACGCUCGUGUCCCAAAACGUUCAGUGCCCAAACUUACAAAAUAGCAUGGGUAACUUCUAAGCAGAGGACUUAUAAAUGGGGUAAAAAAAUCAUUCGAAUGUUUUUGCUAUUACUAGAAGUGAAUAUGUGAAGCACACCUAGUAUCAAAAUUACGAAUUAUUGAGGUUGAAUUCAUUGACCCGUGAAGUGAGACUUAACAUUAUUCUAUUGUGAUGUUAUUUUUACAAUUAUACAUAUAUGUAUAUGUAUAUGUAUACAUAUGUGUAUGUAUAUGUGUGUGUGUGUGUGUGUGUGUGUGU
This is a messenger RNA of Gigantopelta aegis, 2867 nucleotides long. RefSeq lists its product as uncharacterized. The record is from RefSeq and is a predicted model, not a curated record. The transcript is spliced from 4 exons. NCBI's taxonomy places the organism in Eukaryota, Metazoa, Mollusca, Gastropoda, Neomphalida, Peltospiridae. The coding region runs from base 340 to 975 and encodes 211 amino acids.